AUGAUAGCUGAGACUAUCGAACAAAUCAAGAAGAUCCGAGAUAGAAUACUCAUUGCGCAGAGUCAUCAGAAAAGUUACACCGAUCAGAGGUGGAAGCCCUUAGAAUUUGAGGAAGGAGACCAUGUUUUUCUUAAAGUUACUCCAACCACAGGAGUAGGUAGGACAAUUAAAGUGAAAAAGUUGAAUCCUCAAUACAUUGGUCCGUUUCAGAUCCUGGAGAGGCUUCAGAAGUAUACUCCUGAUUCUAGCCAUGUGUUAGAACCUGAAUUUGUUCAGUUAAAAGAAGAUUUGACGCUUCCGGUGACUCCGGUCAGAAUUGAUGAUACUAGUAUCAAACGGUUGCGUAGAAAAGAGGUUUCGUUAGUCAAAGUAGCAUGGAGUCAAGCCGGUGUUGAGGAGCACACUUGGAAACUUGAGUCGGAGAUGCGAACUGACUAUCUGCACUUAUUCUCAGGUAAUUAA
Arachis ipaensis is the source of this 462-nucleotide messenger RNA. RefSeq lists its product as uncharacterized. The record is from RefSeq and is a predicted model, not a curated record. NCBI's taxonomy places the organism in Eukaryota, Viridiplantae, Streptophyta, Magnoliopsida, Fabales, Fabaceae.